Messenger RNA from Panicum virgatum (switchgrass), 1413 nucleotides. RefSeq names its product metal transporter NRAT1-like. Gene Ontology annotation, cellular component: membrane. Gene Ontology annotation, molecular function: manganese ion transmembrane transporter activity; cadmium ion transmembrane transporter activity. The record is from RefSeq and is a predicted model, not a curated record. The coding region runs from base 936 to 1250 and encodes 104 amino acids. Gene Ontology annotation, biological process: metal ion transport. The transcript has 6 exons. NCBI's taxonomy places the organism in Eukaryota, Viridiplantae, Streptophyta, Magnoliopsida, Poales, Poaceae.
GUUCUUGAUAUGGUAGCUUUGCAUCAGUCAUGUUUCAUGAAACCCAAGAUCGAAAGCAAAGGGGGCUCGACAGGUUUUGCUGGGUUAGAUUUGGCUAAUCAAUCCAAGGAGCUGUGAGCAAUCCCAAAGGGUACUGUUAUUGGGUGCCCACGUUCUGACGGUGGGUGACGAAGAGUUCGAAUUGCUCAUCGAAACUUGACAAAUAUGUACACAUGUAGACUUUCCGGGGUUCAAAAUUGGAAUAAUUUGAUGAAACUUGUAUAGAAACAUGUUGUAAAGAUUCAUCAUUGAGAUGGAUGCAAGUACAGUAAAUAUGCUGUAAAGAUUCAUCGUAGGAUUAGAGUACCCACGUUAUGUCAACAUAUGCUUGUGGUUGUGGAUCAUCGCUGAGCUUGCAGUGAUAUCUGAUGAUAUCCCUGAAGGUUGAUCAAUAGGCUGUUAGUUUUAUUUGCUAUCCCUGGAUGUGCUCUGUUUGCAUUUGAGUAACAUAUUGUUUCGCUAGUGCAGCGUUGGGCACAGCCUCUGCAUUCAAUAUACUGCUCAAGAUUCCAGUGUGGGCUGGAGUUAUCCUCACAGUAUUCAGCACCCUCUUGCCCCUUGGGGUGCAGAGAUUCGGGGCCCGCAAACUGGAAUUCAUUAUAGCCGCUUUCAUGUUUAUCAUGGCGGCCUGCUUCUUCAGAGAGUGGAGCUACCUGAGGUCAUCUGCAAAAGUUGUCGGGCAUGUUUGUUCCCUUGCUCCAGGGAAAGGAUGCUGCUGCUAAUGCAAUAGCGCUCUUUGGCGCUAUCAUCACACCGUACAACUUGUUCUUGCACUUUGCCUUGUCCUCUCAAGAAAGACCCCAUGUUCGGUUAAAAGCAUCAGGGUGUAUGCUGUUGCACUGCUAGCUUCUGGGCAGAGCACAACGAUUAGCUGCACAUUCCCAGGGCAGGUUAUCAUGCAGGGGUUUCUGGACAUGGAGAUGAAAAGCUGGGUACGGAACCUCAUCACACGAGUCAUCGCCAUUGGUCCGAGCCUCAUUGUCUCCAUUGUCAGCGGUCCAUCAGGUGCUGGAAAGCUGAUCAUCAUCUCAUUGAUGGUGCUGUCGUUUCAGAUGCCGUUCGCGCUCAUCCCUCACCUCAAGUUCUGCAACAGCAGCAAGAAAGUUGGACUCCUCAAGGAAUUCAUCUAUACGGUGGUGAUUGCGUGGAUCCUAAGCUUCGCGCUCAUCGUGGACAACACCUACUUCCUGGUGCAUGUAGUGAUUGUCUGAUUGAUGAUGACCAGCUCCAUGUAGGGGCGGCUUCCAUGCUGAUGCCACGUACUCAUUGUACUAGAUGUUAUGGCUGAUAUGCGAUUUGUCGAUUGCUGUCUAGAUACAGAGCUGGUUGUCUAGCUUGUGUUCAAACCAGGCCCCGACAGGUGUUCGUACCAAA